Molecule: messenger RNA, 1952 nt
Organism: Pollicipes pollicipes
Lineage: Eukaryota; Metazoa; Arthropoda; Thecostraca; Pollicipedomorpha; Pollicipedidae
Product: phospholipid phosphatase 1
Exons: 8
Coding region: 1-1155 (384 amino acids)
Biological process (GO): phospholipid metabolic process; signal transduction; phospholipid dephosphorylation
Cellular component (GO): plasma membrane
Molecular function (GO): phosphatidate phosphatase activity
Source: RefSeq, a predicted model, not a curated record
AUGGUGGGGCCAGCAGUGUUGGAGGCUCUAUCGGCCUGCCGCGCCGACGGCCGGGCGCUCGGCGCCUACGCCUCUGCAAAAUGCGGCUGGGACGACGACGUAGCGCCGCCAGUCGGCCGGCCGCGGAGGAGGCAGCUGCAGGGCGACGACCGGCCUCCGACCAUGGACCGUGCCAGAGCGCCGCUCACCGGGGCCGACAAGACCACGGAGGCCAACAUCACGCCUGAGACCAGCAUGGCGUCCACGGACGCCUCGCAGAAGUCGACCUCCAGCUGGGCGCGGUGCCUGCGGUGUCUGCGGGGCAGCGUGCCCUACGUGCGAGACAGCUGCCUCGUCCUCUGCGCGGCGGCGGUGGUGCUGGUGACCCGGCGGCGCGGCCCCGCCGCGCCCGGCUUCUUCUGCCACGACAGCAGCAUCACCUACCCCUUCCACGGCGACACCGUCUCCGUCACGGCGCUGGCGCUGCUCACCAUCCUGCUGCCACCGGCUGUGAUCGUGGCGGUGGAGCUGGCUCAGCAGCGGCGGGGCUGGAGCUGGAGCUUCACGCGCCCGCUGUGGACGGCGGCGGUGCUGACGGCGCGUCACAUCAGCUGCCAGGCCUUCCUCUUCGCCGCCGUCGAGGUGGUCAAGUGCUUGGUGUCUCGGCCGCGGCCCUCCUUCCUCGACCUGUGCCAGCCCGUCGGCUACAAUCAGACGCUCUGCGACGAUAACUUCUUCAUCUCGGAGUUCCGGUGCGCGUCGAUGGCGACGGCGAAGAGCCACACCGCGGAGCUGCUGAUCCAGGACUCGAUGCUGUCCUUCCCUUCAGGCCACUCGGCCAUCUCCUGCUGCACAGCCACCUUUCUGGCGCUGUACCUGGCCAGCCGGAGCCGCGGCCGGCGGCGGGCAGUGCUGCGCGUGGGUCUCAUCUUCUGCUGCGUCAUGUACGGCUGCGUGAUCAGCUUCAGCCGCAUCACCGACCACCGGCACCACCUUCCGGACGUGCUGGUCGGUAUGCUGCUGGGCACGCUGGCCGGCCUCCUGCUGUGCUUCGGCGCGUGUGAGGAGAAGCUGUUCGCCAAGCCGAGCCAGCGCCACCCGCUGGUCACCCAGUCGUCCGUCAUCUCGAACCGCACGUCCGACACGCAGACCACCAGCUUGGACGAGGUGUUGUAGCGGAGAGCGCGGGUCGAUCGCUGCGGCCGGACCACGAACUAAGCAGGUGACAGCGCCGUCGCGGAAAAGGUGACGCUACCGUCGAAGUGGUAAUGCGGGAGGCAGCGCCACCGCUGCGGUUUGGCCGCUGUCGCCGUAGGAAGGUGGCGCGCUGGACAGCUCGACCGCGGAGUGAUGAUGACACCGUGACGUCAUCGCUGGCGGUGAUCGGCGCGCUACGCUGCACCCCGAGCUGGGGUGGCAGGGAUGUGUCACUUCCUGCGAAGCGUGACUUACCCCAGGGGGCGGUGUGUAUGCUUGCCACGAAAAGUCACGAAUCCUGCUCUAGUCGGUAAUCCAACCUCCGCUGCGUGCACCCGUGCAUCAUGAGGUCAGUGUACCUUGUGCCUCGCAGUGGUUAUCAUGUCGGCUUCGCCAUGUUAUGGUUAAUGAAAGGGCACCAUCUACCAUAAACUCCGAUAACUUUUUUAUGUUUGUCACACUAUGUGCCGCGUAGCAAUCUUAUGUGUAAUGGGUACACACAUAUAAAAUGAGCUACUUGUAGCAGGCUUCUUUACAACUGGAAACUUGUCUGACUUCCUGAAUUUUUACUGGAGACUGUGAACCUGAUUCCGAUGUUCGUGAUCAGUUACCUCCUAAUGGUCGUCGGCAGGCCCAUAGAGCACGAACGAACGCAAUUUCUUGUAUGGAUCCUGCAGACCCCAUCCGUCUCGUACAGCGGUGACUUUUCAGAUGCAGCGCACGUUGUAGCACGUUUUCAUCGCAUUGUACUGAACAUUUCAACCUUGCCAAUAAAA